AGAUCGCUGGUUUCCCAGGAAGGGGAGGAGUUCUUCCUGGCGCGGAUGCCACCGUCGCCACGGCAACGCUGCUUUACUGGGCCCAACGGAUUACGGGGCCUGGGGCUGCAGGCGGCCGCGUGGCCUCGUGGGCAGCGCUAGCAGCAUGGACAGUCUGUACGUGGAGGAGGUGGCCGCCUCCCUGGUCCGGGAGUUUCUUAGCAGAAAGGGUUUGAACAAGACCUUUGUGACCAUGGACCAGGAGCGCCCCCGCUGUGAGCUCAGCAUCAAUAGCAGAAAUGAUCUCCGCAAAGUUCUACAUCUGGAGUUUCUCUACAAGGAGAACAAGGCAAAAGAAAAACCUCUUAAAACAAACCUGGAACUCAUUACCAGAUACUUUCUGGAUCAUUUUGGAAAUACAGACAACAGUGAAAAUCAAGAAGCCUCAAUCCCUGCAAUCCCUGUUCCAAAGAAAAACAACAAAUUGCCUUUGAGAUACCCAGAGACCACACUGGUGAAUAUAUAUGACCUUUCAGACGAAGACAUAGGAAGACGAACAUCAUGGUCAGAAGCAGGCAAAGCCAGGCAUGACAAUCUGGAUGGGGACAUACUUGGUAAUUUCAUAUCUUCCAAAAAAACCCCAUACAAAAGCAAGCCUGCGCACAUGGUCCUGGGUGACAGCCUCCCUUUGGUCCCUGCGUGGGAGAAGGUGGAGCAGCUUCACUCAUCAGAGCCUGGCACAGAUGUGAAGAGGACGGUGGAGAGGACCAGGCCGAAGUCUGGCCUGAUUGUCCGUGGCAUGAUGGCUGGGCCCGUCGCCAGCUCCCCACAGGACUCUUUCCGCAAACGUUCUCUGAGAAGGUCUUCAGCUUUGAGCAGGAAGCUCCAAGCUCCAGAGGAGAGCCAACAGCAGUCUGAGCCUUUUGUCCACGCCCCAGCCUGUCCGGGUCCACAGGAGGUCCCUGGUCCCAGCAGUGACUCUGUCUCCAGGAGCCCUCUGGGUCAGCUGAAUGAACUGUUUAUAGAGAAGCCAAAUGCCACUUCUAGCAGCCAAGGGCUGUCCCAGAGGGACAGACCCAGGCUAAGAAGUAUUUCAGAGGACAGCCCACUGGGGUACAGCCACACAGAUGGGAAUUCCAUGAUGCCCCAGGAACGGCUGGAAAGAGCAUUCAAGCGUCAGGGCGGCCAGCCCCCAUCUCUCAGGAAAAAUCAGCUGGUGUCUGACAGGACGGGUGAUAAGGCAGAUGCCCUGCAGCUAGAGGAUGUUGAGGAUGAACUGAUAAAAGAAGACAUUGUCUUGUGUCCACCUCCUUCAAUGCUCAAACUUCAUACUUUGUCAAAGCCAAUUGACCUCUCACUGGCUAAGGAGAUAAAGACCCUUCUGUUCGGCUCUACCUUUUGCUGCUUCAGUGAAGAAUGGAAACUUCAGAACUUUUCCUUCAAUGAUAUUGCUUCGUUAAAAUACGGCAUUGUGCAGAACAAGGGUGGUCCCUGUGGAGUUCUGGCAGUUGUUCAAGGCUGUGUGCUUCAGAAACUCCUGUUUGAAGGAGAUAACAGAACCAACUCUAAUCUCCGGCUGCAGCCCUCAGACGCCCAGAGGACUCGCUGCCUUGCCCUGGCCAUUGCCGACAUCCUGUGGCGAGCUGGAGGCAAAGAACAAGCCGUGGUAGCACUGGCUUCAGGAACACCGCACUUCAGUCCAACAGGGAAAUACAAAGCAGACGGAGUCUUAGAAACACUCACACUGUAUAGCUUGACCAGCUCUGAGGACCUGGUGACUUUUCUCCAGCAGAGCGUUCAUCAGUUCGAAGCUGGACCCUACGGUUGCAUCCUGCUUACCUUGUCUGCCAUCCUGUCCAGGUCCCUGGAGCUUGUCCGCCAGGACUUCGAUGUCCCCACCAGCCACCUCAUUGGAGCUCACGGAUACUGCACACAGGAACUUGUCAAUCUUCUCCUGACUGGGAGAGCCGUGUCUAAUGUUUUCAAUGAUGUAGUGGAGCUAGACUCAGGCGAUGGGAAUAUCAUGCUCCUCCGAGGCAUCGACGCACGCAAUGACAUUGGUUUCUUAUCUCUCUUUGAACACUACGAUGUGUGCCAGGUUGGCUGUUUCCUAAAGACACCAAGGUUCCCCAUCUGGGUGGUCUGCAGUGAGAGCCACUUCAGCAUCCUCUUCAGCCUACAGCCAGAGCUCUUGUGCGACUGGAGGUGUGAGCGGCUCUUUGACCUGUAUUACUAUGAUGGCUUGGCCAACCAGCAGGAGGAGAUACGGCUGACUGUUGAUACCACCAAGACCGCCUCAGAGGACGGCUGCAGUGAUCUUGUCCCUCCUCUUGAACUCUGUAUCAGAACCAAGUGGAAGGGGGCAUCUGUGAACUGGAAUGGCUCAGACCCCAUCCUGUGACCCUUGGAUACAUGGAGUUCUAUGGCUUCAGCACUCAUCACUGGGAUGACCCCGGGACCCCAGGUCAAGCCUCUUAGAGGAGUCACCCUGCCUGAGUUUGCAUGUCCACAGAGGCAUGUGGAGUCUUCCAGUUCCUUCCAUGAAGGGCCGUGGUAGAGUCCUGUGCACCGCUGAGGUUCCCUCUUGGCCCAGCUGUGACUGCCAAAGGACAGGAAGGAGGCCAGCAGAGACUGCUGCCUUUCAUUUGCGUCCUUCCUGGAUAGCUUGCUUUCCAUGGCCUCUCUCUGGCGUUGGUGGCCUUGGGGACUCUGGAGCCUUGUUACUGCAGCUUCCAUAAAGCAACAGUCAAGCCUGUGACCAGGGCAAAGACUUUGUGGUUCAUUGGUGUGAGUGAAACAUGGGUCUGCUCUCAUCAUGGCUGAGAUGGAACAGGGAGGUGGAGGCCCAGGAUCCCAGCAUACAAAGUAUCUCCUAGCCAAGAUGUGAGGCCAAGCCCAGCCCUUUGUCCCAGAGAUGCCCUUGUCUGGGUGGAGCAGCACAGUCUAAGAUACAAGCUACCAAGAGCAGCCAAAGGUCUGGAGAGCCCAAUUCAGGGAAGACCUGGUUGUCUUGUGAGGCCACAUGAGGAUGGGUGGGCCUAAAAAGAAGAUGGGAUGGGCAGGGGUAGAAAGCUACCCAAGGAUUGACUUCUUGCCCAGGUGAGCAAAAAAGAUAGGGACAGGCAGAGGGAUCAACUUCCCUGUGACUGUGGGGAAAACUGACUGUCAUCAUGAGUGGGCAGGGCUUUGGAAGUACUCACAUUGCAGAAUAAGGAGAGAGGUUGGAUGGGAAAAUGGUAUGUUCUGAGUUUCACUUACCGCAUGGCAUACAUCCUCUGGCUUUCAUCAGGGAAUGUGAUAAAGCAGCAAUGGGUAGCUAGGGAAGAACUCCUGGAGGUACUGGAUGGUUCAGAGCCAGAGUCCAGGGCUGCUUGCAGCAGUUCUCAAGAGGUACCUUGGGAUAAAGCUCCAGACCUCAGAGUUCUGUCAUACCCAGGUAGAAACUAGGACCAAAAUAAUGGUAGAGCUUGCAGGUGCUUCCACCCCUAGCCUGGCAGCCCAUCUUUGGCCUCCAUGUGUCCCCAUGGGGUUUAGGAGCCUAGCUGCUCUAGGCUAUGUCCUCUGCAGUAAGAAGUCCCCUUGCUGUUAGAAGAAACCCCUCCUCUAAGGAGUUAGGGAUUUGGUGGGGACAACUACAGAGCUUGUCUUGUGUUCCUGUGGGUAGGGCACACACUGUGUCCCAACUGCAGACCUUUGGAGAGGCAGGGAGGAGUCAACCCUGCCAUAGGAGAAGCAGAGGGCGGGGAGGGCUGUGUCCUGCACCAGGCUCCCAUGGGGCUUGCUGUGUAAACUUUUGUGGCCAUUCACAGCAGGUUCCCAGUAGAAAUGCUUCCUAUAUCUCCUUGAAAUGUUUAUGCAUUUGUUUUCCUUGGCCACAGAUGGGCAGCUGCAGAGUGCCUGGCGGAGGAAGUUGGUUUCCCUGCAAUGGCCUUGUUUAUCGGCCUGGGGAGGAAAAGUAUCUUUUCAAUGAAACCCACUUAGUCUCCUUGCCAGGGGCUCUUUGGCAGGGCUAGAGAAAACAAACAAUUCCCAGCAUUACUGCAGAAGGUUGACCCAACAAAGCACAGAGCUUGCUCUUCUAGGAGUCCAGAUGCAGACACACAAGCACUCUGCCGUGGAGUGGAAGGUGGGCAGAGCUGGGUACAGCCACUCCCAGGCUUGAAGCCUUAACAUUCUCAGUAACAACACUCUCAGGGCCAUAGGACCAAAGCACCCCAUCAUAAGUGGGCAUUGAACUCUAGGGGUGCAGUGGUAGGCAUGUGUGGCUCCCAGCCCUCUUCCGAGCUGUAUUAAAGUCAUUAAUGCUCACAUGUGUGCUAAGGGUCAGCAGUUUUCUGUCUCUGUUGCUCUGAGUGGAGACAAAUUCCUAAACAAGCCAGCUAGUCUUUCCCUACUGACUUUGCUGUCUCUUAAGUGUUUGCUCCUUGAUCUAGAGAGGGACAAACAGGCCAUGACUGUUGACUUCUGACAUAUUGAAGAGUGUGUGGGACCAGUGUUAUGGCCACCUAACUCCAAACUCUCAUGAGGAAACCCGCCCCCCUUUGGGAUGCUCAUUUGAACUGGGUGCUAUGGCAGCCUGUUUUCACUUUCCAGCCUUGCUCCAGGAGUCCCCCAGAUCCUGCAUUGUCCCUGGCUCUUCCACAGAAGAGGGUCAGCCACAGUUGUUGUUUUUACUUUUUAUUGAUUCUUUGUGAGUUUACCAUCAUUUACCUCAGUCCUGCUCAUCUCCUCAUAUUCAUCAUUUGCCCUUGCAACCUCCCCAGCAAAAUAAAAAACACAAAAAAACCCAACUCCCCACCAAGAAAACAAAGCAGAGAAAACAUCCCAUUGUAGAAGCUACAGCAUGCCACAGUGUGUCCCAUAGUAUACGCUUUUGUCCACAUGUCUUUACUGGUAAAUGUUAAUUGCAAUGAGUCAUUAGUCUGGUUCGAGGUCGUCUGGGCACUAUCAGUAUUGGAUCCUCGUUGGACCUUCAUCCUGUUAUCCUGCUGUUGCCCUGUGCCAGGGAGAUUCUGCCUCUUCAGAGCAGCAGGACUGGCCCUUUUAUUUGUCCCAGCUGCUCACAGAUGAUGUAGAACCUGAUGGAUCUGGGCCUGAAUGGUAGCCGAGCUGGUCAGUAUAGCGGCUUUCCCUUACCUGCAAUACCAGGGUGAUCUCUCCAGCACUGCUCUGGCUAAGCACCCCCAAUGCGGCCAUGAGCAGGAAGCAAGGUUAGCUUUCUUGCUCUCAUGCCUUGGGGCUGGCUCAUGUGCACCUAUACCUCCAGAGCCAGCUCCAUUGUGCUGCUCAGUCAAGCUUCAUGGCCCACUCUCCCAAGUGCUGCAGCCUGAAAGGGACAGGGACAGCUCCCUUGUUCUCAUGACCCCUCCCUCACCCCUGGGGCCAGUUCUUUUACUGCUGCAGGUGGUGGGCGAUGAAGGGGUUAGGGCAUUACCCCUGCACCCACUCCACCUCACAGCAGACCAGUGGCAGGCCAACUGCCCCUCUCACAGCCCGCUCUCUUGGUGCCAACUCACCCACACCCCUGGUCAGCUCUGCUGUACUAUCCAGUCGAGGUGCAGGGCUUACUCUCCUGAGUGCUGCAGUUCGUGAGGGACUGGGCUAGCUCCCCUGUGCUCAGUUUCCCCAACUACUAGAGGUGAGAAGUAGGGGGAAAUCACCUCUUCCAUACCCCAGCCACCAGGGCCCAGCUCCAUUGUGCUGUCUGGGUGAGGUGCAGAGCCCUUUCACUAUCAGUGAUAGAUGGGGCCAGCUCUCCAGAAUGCCACAGCCAGUUCUGCACAGCCCCUGGACGUCCCAAGGUCCCCAGUGGCUGUCCCUACCAGGGAUGUUCCCACGUUCUCUAGUGGUAAUAUGAGCCAUGGGCACCAACACUGACCCCUGUCUCUGCAUAACCACAGAAGCAGACACAGCCCUGGACCUCCCUAUGGCUCUGGGCUGGUCACUCACAACAGGUUGCUCCUCUCCACCUUCCAUCUCCAUGCCCAUCUCUCUUCAUUAUGCACACUGUGGUGGCUCUUGCAUCUAACCACCACAUACUUGCACACUGUGGUGAGUCCUGCUGCCAUCUGACCAUGCGCCUGGCAGGGCCCUGGGGGACAUUCACCAUCAGCAUUGUGUGGUAUGGUAGCAAACAGGUACCCGUGCUGUGCUCCAGAGGGCAGGAGCUAGACACUUCUUACCUGUAUACUGCAGCCAUUCUAGAGGCUGCUGUUUGUCACCACUGGGCACACAGGUAGUUCUGGCUUCUUCAUUUCUCAGGAUGUCUUAUGCUGGAGAGUCUUCCCUGCCUACUUAGGGCGGGCCAGUUCUUCAGUGAGGACAACCUCUCCCCCAUUCUUUGAGUGAGACACCAAAUCUUUUCUCCAUAGAAUCCAUUCGAGGGCCAUCCGAAGCCCCAUGUGCCCUUACGUGUACACACUGAAUCAGCUCUUGCUGUGUGCUCAGUGCCUCGGCUUUUGCCGUAACUCUUUCCAGGUGACUCAGCUGCCAUUCCUUCCAUUACAAGUGGGCAUUGUCCAUUUGGACACAUUCUUUUUUUCAAGACAAGAGUUUCUCUGUUUAGCUCUGGCUGAUCUGGAACUUACUCUGUAGAUCAGGCUGGCCUCAGACUCAAAGAGAUCUACCUGGCUCUGCCUUCCGAGUGCUGGGAUUCAAGGUGUGUGCCAUCUCCACCUGUCUGGGUGCAUUGUUUUUCUAGGGAUGAAGUAAGUGGGUAGGCUUUUGUGGCCCAUGGCCUUUUCCCAACCUGUAUUAAAAUUGUAAAUGCUCACAUACACGUGUCUUAAGGAUUUGCAGUUCUCUUUCAGUUGAUCUACUUGGAGAUGUACUCUGCAGUGCACUGCAAGCUUUUAAGAAAUUGUCCUGGGGACUGUCUUAUUUGGCUUUAGGAGAAAAGACAUGGCUCUUUCUGUCCUCGCAUCUGAUGCCACUAUAUAAGGCACCCUUGCUAACUGUAGGACCCAGAUUACUGUAUGGCUGGGGGUAGGGAUGGCCAGCUUUGGAAGACACUGUCUCUGUUCCCUUAGGGUGCCACACAAAGCAGUUUCCAGAACAGCAGGAUUCCUAGCAGUCAGAACUAGGCCAGGGCAUGGAGAUGCCCAAAGGUAAGGGUGCAUUCAGACUUUGUCUGAUUAUCUCCAGUGUGUCUGUGUCACAGGGAUGGCACCAGCUCUGACCAAGGGACAGCAGGGCCUCCAGCCUGCUGAGAGUAAAGAGACCUACUCACGGUAUGCACUCAGUUCUGCUAAGCAGACGGCAGACCUUCCCUGGUUCUGGAUGCUAGCCACCCACUACUCAGGGUGGCCCUCAGAGCAUCAGCUUGCUUGCAGUUUCUCAUUCAAGCUCCAUCCUAGCCCCACCCAACCAGAAUCUGCCUUUUAAAGUGGUUUAGUUUUAGUCUGAAAUGCUCCAGUAGAGAGCUUGUGGUUUUCAUGAAGUCUAGAGGGACACACAGCAAACUUAACUUGCAGGUCUGAGAGGAAGACGCUAUCCCGGUGUCCACCUGACCCAUAUGUGGCCCAAAGUGCUUGCUGAGCUUUUGUGUCUUGUGUGUGAAGCUGCAGCCUUAGCGGCGUUCUAAGAUAAAGUGAGAUCACACACAGAAGCACUUAGGCCAGGCACAUUGUAGGGGCUCAAUAGACCAUGCCUGCCAGUCUCGCCAAUAGACAGACAAAGAAGAAACUUCUCCAAGCGUCUACCCUGGGCCUUAAAGCACACGUGAAUAAUUGAUCAUUCCAGACUGAAGGAUAGUGUGAGCAGACAGACAUGGCAGUCACAGUGUCUGCCUCAUCCUGGAAGAAUAGACUAUGUUUUCAGAGGACCAUUGUUGGGAGCCAAAAGAAGAUGAAGACCCCACAUAGGCCAGAGUGGGCCACUUUUCCCUAAAAAGGGGAUUUGCUCAGAGUUCUAUCAGGUGAGGGGAGAAGCAGGCUGAUGGUGGGAGGACGGCAUAGGUAAGGAACACAUGCAUGGGUAAGGUGGUGCAGGGCCCUAACAUGGCCACCAAACCCUCAAAGGAUCCUCAAAGUUACAGGAGGCAAUCAAAUUAGGCUGCCAAAUCUCUUGGCAGGCAUUUGGCUGCACCCACCAGAGUUCUCCCUCUUCCCUAACCAUGCACUAAUCCUCAUGGGGCUGUGAGAGGUGUGA
This is a messenger RNA of Mastomys coucha (southern multimammate mouse), 8127 nucleotides long. It is a transcript of the gene Mindy4, whose product is annotated as MINDY lysine 48 deubiquitinase 4. NCBI's taxonomy places the organism in Eukaryota, Metazoa, Chordata, Mammalia, Rodentia, Muridae. The record is from RefSeq and is a predicted model, not a curated record. The coding region runs from base 146 to 2380 and encodes 744 amino acids. Gene Ontology annotation, molecular function: cysteine-type deubiquitinase activity; K48-linked deubiquitinase activity. Gene Ontology annotation, biological process: protein K48-linked deubiquitination. The transcript is spliced from 18 exons.